This is a messenger RNA of Trematosphaeria pertusa, 1155 nucleotides long. RefSeq lists its product as uncharacterized. Lineage: Eukaryota; Fungi; Ascomycota; Dothideomycetes; Pleosporales; Trematosphaeriaceae. The coding region runs from base 49 to 1155 and encodes 368 amino acids. The record is from RefSeq and is a predicted model, not a curated record. Gene Ontology annotation, molecular function: DNA binding. Gene Ontology annotation, biological process: DNA recombination; DNA integration. The transcript is spliced from 4 exons.
CUUCGAGCAUCAACAGGUUGCGACGUUCGCAAGAGGGACGUCAAAGCGAUGCAACACUUUGUUAAGAAGAUCCUCCCUGCAACAUCGAAGACGAGAACCGUGUCACGGCAGAAACUGGUUGGUAUGAGAACUGACAUUGAAGAUAUUCAUUUCUUCUUGUGGUCAUGCGAUGAAUACAAAUACGCACACCCACGUCUGAUGAUACAGAUAUGCUUUUGUCUGAUCCUUAUGGCGUGUUACGGACUUCGUUUUGGUGAAAUCAUCGAGGCUGGUAAUUACCGAGGCUCCAACGAGGGUCUCACUUAUGGGGAUGUGGAAUUAUCACUUCAUUACCAUAAGGGGCUUCCUCGAUAUCAAUUGCGGAUACAACUCCGAUAUCGCAAGAGAUACCGAAGCGAAUCGAGAGAUCAAGACAACCUUCUGUUCUAUGAGGAAACAGACGUAUCACGGAAAGCUUUUUGCCCGGUUGUUCACUUUCUCGGCCUGGCGUUGGCCGAUAACGUUUUCACUGAGUUGUGUCUCUCAACUCUGGGUGAUCGAAGGAUCCUUGUGUCGUCGAAUUCGCGCCGUUUCAGCAUAAGGGAGGACAAGAAGGGUAUGCCCAUUCUACGCAUGCUCACAGGUAGCGCACCGAACGGCAAAGUGUUGUCUGCGAGCUCGCUUUACCAUGCACUCAAAGACCUAGCCCAACGAUACGGAUAUGAGAAGCCAAUCAGUGCAUACUGCUUCCGACGGGGUUUUGCCAAUGGAAUAGAUGGCCAUAUAAGCGCAGCCAAAAAAGGACAACUGCUGGGUCAUGCCAGUGACGCAACGGGCCAGGCAUACAUUUCUACGACCGUGGCCGUUGACGCACAACAUGCCAUACGCGGAGAGAUACAGGACACGCAGUAUAUCGAGCUCGCAAGCGGCAUAGCAUACACAAGAGAUCUCAAGGCUCCAUUACCUCAUCUCGCUAAAAUGACCGCAUGUCCGCCACUUGUCACAGACGGCCAGAUUGCAAAGAUGGCAGAAUGCUUCCCCAAUCUGUCCAAAGGGGAGCUCGCGCGCAAACCGCGAAAGGAGAACCUCUCUCAUGCCCGGACCUUCGAUCUGCAGUCUUCCGUUAGUGGUCGUCUCUGCGGAAUCGCCUUAGAACAUUAUACAGAAAACGGGUAA